Molecule: messenger RNA, 831 nt
Organism: Arctia plantaginis
Lineage: Eukaryota; Metazoa; Arthropoda; Insecta; Lepidoptera; Erebidae
Source: the annotation of a GenBank genome assembly
AUGAGGGGAAUAACCAUCGUGAUCCUGUGCUGCACUUUGCAGUAUGCCGCAGCUAACUUCAACAGAGACACUAUCGAUUUCGAUGCAAUAGAGAGACAAAUGCAAAGCGAUGCUACCGUAAAAAGUGACAAAUUUUUCAUAGAGGACGGAAAAGAAUAUGAGGAAUUUAUACUCGAAAAAAAAGUUAACGUCACAGGAAAACAUCAUUUCAAGCCUGGUACGACAAGGACCUUUACUAUUGUGACAAACAAGGAUGGGUCAGAGUCUAUAAUUGAGAAGGAAACGAUUUUAAUUGAUGACGCUUUAGAGUCCUCGUCAUCAUCGGCAUCAGCGUCAGCAUCAUCUUCAGCAAGUGCACGUUCCGCACACAGUCAAGGAGUUAAACAAGGCUAUAGCGCUAGUAGCUCAGCGAUCAGCACAGCAUCCGAAGCAGCAGGUGUCAGACAACAGAAUGACGUCACUGGUGCAGCAGCAUCAGGAGUUGCUGGAGCAACCGGCGGCUCAAGGUCUCAAUACGAAGAUAUAUACGAUGUAGGAGGAUAUCAUCCAGAAGCAGGUGCAGACAGUUCAGCUGCAGGAGCAGCAGCAACAUCAUCAGCGUCAGCGUCAUGGCCUAUUCGUAAUACACGGCCUACGGUCAUUGUAAUAGAAGAUGGGUCCUCUGAAACUUCUUCAUCAACCUCUACCAGUUCUUCCGGUGUUGCAAGUGCUGCUGCUGGAACCGCAGCUACAGGCGGAUGGGGCUUGAGAGGUAACAAGAAUUGUCGUCUCUCCCGCCGACAAUUGUUUGUAAAGAUAGGUACGCGUCGUCAGCCAUGCACGACAUGCUAA